Molecule: messenger RNA, 525 nt
Organism: Alternaria atra
Lineage: Eukaryota; Fungi; Ascomycota; Dothideomycetes; Pleosporales; Pleosporaceae
Exons: 1
Coding region: 1-525 (174 amino acids)
Biological process (GO): mitochondrial respiratory chain complex II assembly
Cellular component (GO): mitochondrion
Source: RefSeq, a predicted model, not a curated record
AUGGCUGCCUCAAUGCGCACCAUCACGCGCCUUCCACGCCAGCUCUCCCGCCGCACAUUCAGCACCUCAACCCGAUACGCACAAGCACCCUUUGGUUCCGGCCCAGCACCACCCCGCCUCCCCAAAGAAGAACAAGAACUCUUCGAAAAGCUCCAGAAGCAAAGUACUGGCGCUUUCAGCACACCCAAGGACAUCGAAACCCCCACCUCGAAACCAAACAUCCGCAUGCGCAUCAACCAAUCUCCAGACUCGUCUCCUACGCCCGCUUCCCCCGCCUCACCGUCAAGACCGCAAAUCAACCAAUCGCCUGACUCGGCUCCGGAAGUAAGAUUUGAAAAUGGCAAGGAGAUUAAGAAGGGAGAGGAGUUCCAUCCGAAUAUGAGGAGAGGGGCGCCCCCGGAGUUUGAGGGCGAUGUUAAUCCCAAGACGGGCGAGGUUGGGGGGCCGAAGAAUGAACCGCUUAGGUGGGGGAGCGAUGCUACACGAGGGGAUUGGAGUUAUAACGGAAGGGUUACUGAUUUCUGA